GCUGCGGCGGAGGCGGGAGGAAGCAGCGCUCCGCCCGCGGGGCCGCCCCGAGCCGAGCCGAGGUGGCGGGGAACCGAGGACAAAGGCUGGGGGACGGUGAAACACGCCGGAGCCAUCAGCCGGAGCGGGAACACCAGGGUGCCGGACCCCACAGUCUCCUUACACCAUCCGAUCCCGGAUCCAGCGCUCCCACAGCCGCCCUCACAUCAGCGAUGCUGGCGGAUGCCGAAGACCGGAGCUAGAAGCUGAAUCAAGGACACGGAGCCAUGAAGCUGAACGAGCGGAGCCUGGCUUUCUAUGCUACCUGUGACUCCCCGGCUGACAACGCCGGCUUCCUCUACAAGCGCGGCGAGCGGCACACAGCGUACCACCGCCGCUGGUUCGUGCUGAAGGGCAACAUGCUCUUCUACUUCGAGGAGCGGGAGAGCCGGGAGCCGGUGGGUGUCAUCGUGCUGGAGGGCUGCACCGUGGAGCUCUGCGAUUCGGCCGAGGAAUUCACCUUCGCCAUCCGCUUUGGUGGCACCAAGUCCCGCACCUACGUGCUGGCGGCAGAGAGCCAGGCUGCCAUGGAGUCGUGGGUGAAGUCGCUCUCACGAGCCAGCUUUGACUACAUGCGCCUGGUGGUGCGGGAGCUGGAGAAGCAGCUGGAGGAAAUGAGCUAUGGGAUGGCCCGUGGGUGUGCUGGGGGAUGCCGGGGGUCUCCCAGCUCCUGGAAGCCAAAGCCCUCGGAGCUGGAGCGGUCCCUGGAGCGGCUGCCGGCUCUGCCCGCUGUCUUGCCGAAGGAGAAUGGCUGUGCUGUGUGGAACAACGCAUCGGGAGCGAACCGGCCACCCGAAGCUUCAGGUUGUGGUGAUGCUGCUGGUGAUGGGAACCCGCUGCCACCGCCGCUGCCACCACGCAGGCGGGCAUCGAGCACCGAGGUGGGCAGUGCAGUGGUGGAGAGCCCGUCCUCCUUCUGCCGGCUCCAUGAGUGGUACGGCCGGGAGGUGGCUCAGCUGCGGCGGGACUGGCUGGAGAGGCAGCGUGGUCCCCAGCCCUGAGUGAUGGCUGAGCCCUGGGGACCCACCAGGACCCGUAACAAGGAGAUGAUCAUUGUUGGUGCUGCAUCAGUCUCAUCAUCACUCUGGGAUGUGCAGCCCUGUCUAUGGUGGUGAUGGACACUGCUGAUGGUGCCACCAAGGGCUCAGCGGUGAGGGACACCGGUGCUGCUCUGUGAUGGUGAAACACCAGUCCAGCACUG
Messenger RNA from Pezoporus flaviventris, 1240 nucleotides. RefSeq names its product PH domain containing endocytic trafficking adaptor 1 (gene PHETA1). The transcript is spliced from 3 exons. Lineage: Eukaryota; Metazoa; Chordata; Aves; Psittaciformes; Psittacidae. Gene Ontology annotation, cellular component: trans-Golgi network; recycling endosome; early endosome. Gene Ontology annotation, biological process: retrograde transport, endosome to Golgi; endosome organization; receptor recycling. Bases 267 to 1040 code for a protein of 257 amino acids. The record is from RefSeq and is a predicted model, not a curated record.